AUGGAAGUCGUGGCCUCGCGCUGCAUCAACCAGCAGACGUGCCACCUCACAGCGUCCGACGACGUGUUUGGGAACCCGUGCGCGGGUACGUUCAAGGCCCUUAGCGUCGAGGCGCAGUGCGUCGGCCUCACCAACACCCUCGUCGGUGGUACGGUCGACCAACACGAGACUCUCUUGCUGCAGUGCCCGCAAAACCAGAAGAUCUCGCUGGUCGCGUUCGCAUCGUACGGCAGUCCCACGGGCACCGUCGGCACGUUCGAGACGGGUUGGUGCGACGCAUCGUCGUCGGUUGGCGUCGUGCAGAGUCUCUGCGCGGGUCAGUCGUCGUGCGCGAUCCAGGCCGAUGACUGGGUCUUUGGCAACCCGUGCGACGGAACGUUCAAGACGCUCAGCGUCGCAGUCGAGUGUGCCGACAGUAGCUCGGCGCGCCUUCGCCGCCGUCUCUAAAGCGAAGUGACUUUGUGUUUGUAAUCCAAAUGCACAUUUGUUUUACGUUGACGCCUAA
Molecule: messenger RNA, 505 nt
Organism: Saprolegnia diclina VS20
Lineage: Eukaryota; Oomycota; Saprolegniomycetes; Saprolegniales; Saprolegniaceae
Exons: 2
Coding region: 1-447 (148 amino acids)
Molecular function (GO): carbohydrate binding
Source: RefSeq, a predicted model, not a curated record